This is a messenger RNA of Oryctolagus cuniculus (rabbit), 12520 nucleotides long. Lineage: Eukaryota; Metazoa; Chordata; Mammalia; Lagomorpha; Leporidae. The record is from RefSeq and is a predicted model, not a curated record.
GCUCAGGCCUUUGAUUACCUGCGGGUGACCGUCCAGUCCAAGCAGGCCCGCCUCAGAACCGACCGGUCACUACUUGGAGUGGACAUGGACCCGAGACAGUCGUGCCUAAUGCUCUUGGAGUCCCGGACAACCUAGAGUGUGGCGCCAGCUGUUCCAGAGCUGAGAGAUUGUCCUUUGCUGUGACUAGGUUCACUACUUCAAGCCACCUCGGAGUACAAAGGCAGAAACAUCACGACAUCCGUCUUCCUGUUACAGGCAGUGGGUGCUGUCACAGGCGUGCUAUCAGAGACUGUAAGUGGGUGCCGUAACAUCAGGGUCUGCUUUGACUGCAGAGGGAAGAGAACUCAAGGUCUCGAGAAGAUCCUGUUCCUUUUCUAGUUUUCAAACUGCCCAGACUGAAUUUCACAUAGAAACAUGAAGAGACAGGAGUUUGACUUUCAAAGAAGUUAAUACUAUAUAAUGGCUUCCGUAUUGUCUCAAGCUCCACUGGAAAUGCAGCAAGGAUUCCUAGCACAUCCCAGUUGCCAUAGCAACAGCAGUCUUUCCCAUAAUGAGCUGCAUCAUCUGAACUGAUGUCACAGCAUCAUGCAGCAGGUCAAACAAGGCAUCUCCUAGUAUUGCAUCCUACAGAUGUGCAGUAAACAUCAAAAGAAGACGGUGGGAGCAGGAGAUGCUGUUUUGGAAAGAAGUAAGAUUUAGACUUCUCCAUGUUAACCAUGAGCGUGACACUUUCCCCCCUGAGGUCACAAGACCUGGAUCCCAUGGCUACUGAUGCUUCACCCAUGGCCAUCAACAUGACACCCACCGUGGAGCAGGGUGAGGGAGAAGAGGCCAUGAAGGACACAGAUUCCGACCAGCAGUACGAAAAGCCACCCCCACUACAUACAGGGGCUGACUGGAAGAUUGUCCUCCACUUACCUGAAAUUGAGACCUGGCUGCGGAUGACCUCAGAGAGGGUCCGGGACCUAACCUAUUCAGUGCAGCAGGACUCGGACAGCAAGCACGUGGAUGUGCACCUAGUGCAACUAAAGGACAUUUGUGAAGAUAUUUCUGAUCAUGUUGAACAAAUCCAUGCCCUCCUGGAAACAGAGUUCUCCUUGAAGCUGCUGUCUUACUCCGUCAAUGUGAUUGUGGACAUUCACGCAGUGCAACUGCUCUGGCACCAGCUCCGAGUCUCAGUGCUGGUUCUGCGAGAGCGCAUUCUGCAAGGUCUGCAGGACGCCAAUGGCAACUACACCAGGCAGACGGACAUUCUGCAAGCUUUCUCAGAAGAGACGAAGGAGGGCCGGCUUGACUCUCUAACGGAAGUGGAUGACUCAGGACAGUUAACCAUCAAAUGUUCUCAGAAUUACUUGUCUCUGGAUUGUGGGAUCACUGCCUUCGAGCUGUCCGACUACAGUCCAAGUGAGGAUCUGCUCGGAGGCCUGAAUGACAUGGCCUCCACCCAGGUCAAGGCCAAACCCUUUGACUCUUGGAGCUACAGUGAGAUGGAAAAGGAGUUCCCGGAGCUUAUCCGAAGUGUUGGGUUACUUACAGUGGUUCCUGACACCAUCUCUGCCGACGGCAGUGAAGCAGUUAGUGAGGAGGCGCCCCAGGUAUCUCUUCCGGCGGACAACCAGGGUGGACGCGAGGAAGACGGCGCUUCUGCAGCCGAAGAGCAGCCAGGCCCGACAUCGGGCGUGGCGGCCUCGGUUCAUGCUCUGACGGGUGCUGUCCAAUCUCCUCCUCCGGAGGCUGCGAAGCAAGAGUCCACUUCCUCCUCCCAGCCUGGUGCAAAGAACCAACAGCCCCUUGGCGAGAAUGCCACCCCAAAGCGAUCCAUCCGAGAUUGCUCUGACUAUAAUGAGGAUUCUCCCACACAGCCCACAUUGCCAAAAAGAGGGCUUUUCCUGAAGGAGGACCAUUUUAAGAACAGUCUGAAAGGCAGUGACAGAAAGAAGCAGAUGGCUGAUCUGAAGCCCGAGAUGAGCAGAAGCACCCCCUCGCUGGUGGACCCGCCCGACAGAUCCAAGCUUUGCCUGGUGUUACGGUCUUCCUACUCCAACAGCCCUUCCGCUGCCAGUCAGUCCUACGAGUGUUUGCACAAGGUGGAGGAUGGGAACAUGGAAAACACAGUCCAAAGUCAUAUUAAAGAAAUCUCUUCCAGCCUGGGCAGGCUCAGUGACUGCCACAAAGAGAAACUUCCGCUUAAAAAGCUACACAAGACCUCAGAAGAGGCGCCUCUGUGCCGAACACCCAAGCGGGCAGCUGGUUCGGGCAAGCAAGCUGAACACACAAAGAGCUCAGUGGUACCCAACGGGCUGCCUCCUGGUACUUCCAAGGCCCCAGAGGGACCAGAAACAGAUUCAGCUUCGACCUCCUCCCUGGAGCUGGGUAACCAGAGAAGCCGGAGAGCCAAGCUGCCAGUGCAGUCAGAGACAUCCCACUCACCCCCAUUCACUCAGAGCAGCGACUCCCUCAUCGGCUCAGACAGCUCGUCUCCCGCACCCCUGCUCACAAAACACGGAAGCAAAAAAGAUUACUCCUCUUCCCCAAGUCACGUCACCAGGAACGGUCAGGUCGUGGAGGCCUGGUAUGGCUCCGAUGAAUACCUAGCACUGCCCUCCCACCUUAAGCAGACGGAAGUAUUAGCUCUCAAGUUGGAAAACCUAACAAAGCUUCUGCCUCAGAAACCCAGAGGAGAGACCAUUCAGGAUAUCGAUGACUGGGAAUUGUCUGAAAUGAAUUCAGACUCUGAGAUCUAUCCGACGUACCAUGUCAAGAAGAAACACACAAGGCUGGGCAGGGUGUCCACGAGCUCAUCCAGUGACCUAGCCUCCUCAUUGGGAGAGAGCAUUGAAUCUGGGCCCCUGAGUGACAUUCUUUCCGAUGAGGAGUUGUGCAUGCCUCUCUCUGGCUCGAAAAACUACACUGACAGGAAGUCAGAGACAGCCUCCUCCUCCGAGAAAAACGAGAGCCAUUCUGCUGCAAAAGCUGCUUUAAUUCAGAAACUAAUGCAAGAUAUUCAACACCAAGACAACUACGAAGCCGUAUGGGCAAAAAUAGAGGGGUUUGUCAACAAACUAGAUGAAUUCAUCCAGUGGUUACACGAAGCCAUGGAAACCACUGAGAAUUGGACUCCCCCUAAAGCAGAGACCGACGGCCUUAAACUGUACCUGGAGACGCACUUGAGCUUUAAGUUGAACGUAGACAGUCACUGUGCUCUCAAGGAAGCCGUGGAGGAGGAAGGACACCAACUUCUCGAGCUCAUUGCAUCCCACAAAGCAGAAGGCCUGAAGGAUAUGCUGCGGAUGAUCGCCAGUCAGUGGAAGGAGCUGCAGAGGCAAAUCAGACGGCAGCACAGCUGGAUUCUGCGGGCUCUGGAUGCCAUCAAAGCCGAGAUCCUGGCUACUGAUGUGUCUGUGGAGGAUGAGGGAGGCACAGGAAGCCCCAAGGCUGAGGCUCAACUAUGCUACCUGGAAGCACAAAGAGACGCUGUUGAGCAGAUGUCCCUCAAGCUGUAUAGUGAGCAGUAUACCAGCAGCAGCAAGAGAAAAGAAGAGUUUGCUGAUAUGUCAAAAGUUCAUUCACUGGGAAGCAAUGGGCUUCUGGACUUUGAUUCAGAACAUCAGGAGCUCUGGGAUUGGCUGAUUGACAUGGAGUCCCUGGUGAUGGACAGCCACGACCUGAUGAUGUCAGAGGAGCAGCAGCAGCAUCUUUACAAGCGAUACAGUGUGGAAAUGUCCAUCAGGCACCUGAAAAAGACGGAGCUGCUGAGUAAGGUUGAAGCUUUGAAGAAAGGUGGCGUUUUACUACCAAAUGAUCUCCUUGAAAAAGUGGAUUCAAUUAAUGAAAAAUGGGAACUGCUUGGGAAAACCCUCGGAGAGAAGAUCCAGGACACAAUGGCAGGGCACAGUGGGUCGGGCCCACGUGACCUGCUCUCUCCUGAAAGCGGAAGCCUGGUAAGGCAGCUGGAGGUCAGGAUCAAAGAACUGAAAGGGUGGCUAAGAGAUACAGAGCUUUUCAUCUUCAAUUCCUGUCUGAGACAAGAAAAGGAAGGAACAAUGAAUGCUGAGAAACAACUGCAAUACUUUAAGUCCCUCUGCCGGGAAAUCAAGCAGCGUCGCCGAGGAGUGGCCUCGAUCCUGCGAUUAUGCCAGCAUCUCCUGGAUGACCGGGACACCUGCAAUCUGAAUGCAGACCACCAGCCCAUGCAGCUGAUCAUCGUAAAUCUUGAAAGAAGGUGGGAAGCCAUUGUCAUGCAAGCCGUCCAGUGGCAAACACGGCUACAAAAGAAGAUGGGCAAGGAAUCUGAAGUUCUGAAUGUGAUUGAUCCUGGCCUGAUGGACCUAAAUGGCAUGAGUGAGGAUGCCCUGGAAUGGGAUGAAAUGGACAUAAGCAACCAGCUAAUUAGUUUGAAUGAAGACUCAAAUGACCUUGACCAAGAACCCCAACCUGUCCUGCCUUCCUUGAAGCUUGAAGAGACAAGUAGUGAGGACCCUGGUUAUGAAGAGGAGGCAGGUGACCACGGGGGAUCUCAGUAUGCCACCAAUGUCACCGCCCCCUCCAGUCCACACAUUUACCAGGUGUAUAGCCUACACAAUGUUGAACUCUACGCGGACAGCCACGUGCCAUUUCUGAAGAACAACCCGAAGUUCGCUGGCAUGACACAGCCCAGUGUUUUAACCAAGAGUCUCAGCAAAGACUCCUCAUUUUCAUCCACCAAAUCUUUGCCAGAUCUUCUAGGGGGCUCCAACUUGGUAAAGCCCUGCUCAUGCUAUGGAGGAGACAUGAGUCAGAAUUCAGGCAGUGAGAGUGGAAUCGUCAGUGAAGGAGACACUGAAACCACAACCAACUCUGAAAUGUGUUUGCUCAAUGCAGUAGAUAGGUCCCCCAGUAACCCUGAAACUGAACAUCUGGACCCACAAAUGGGAGAUGCAGUUAACGUGUUAAAGCAAAAAUUUAAAGAUGAGGAGGGAUGCAUUAAACUUCCAAAUAGCUCUCAGUCAUCCAUUUCACCAGUGGGUUGUGUAAAUGGAAAAGUUGGAGAUUUAAACAGUGUUACCAAACAUACCCCUGAUUGUUUGGGAGAAGAAUUACAAGGAAAACAUGAUGUGUUUACAUUUUAUGAUUACUCAUACCUCCAAGGCUCAAAACUCAAAUUACCAAUGAUAAUGAAACAGUCACAAAGUGAAAAAGCACAUGUGGAAGAUCCCCUUCUUCGUGGUUUUUAUUUUGAUAAAAAAUCCUGCAAAUCUAAACAUCAGGCUACAGAGUUACAAUCAGAUGCACCUCCCCAUGGAAGGAUCUUGGGAAGUGCAUCCCAUGAAAUGGAUCGCAAUUUGUAUAAAAGUGGUGAACUAGAGAAGACACUCACGGGCAUGCACAAUGCCAAACAGCUCUCCCUUGUGUCUCGCAGUUCAUCUAUUGAGUCCGUUUCACCAGGGGGGGAUUUAUUUGGAUUGAGCAUCUUUAAAACUGGCAGUGACGGCCUCCAGCGAAGCACUUCGUUAGAAAGUUGGUUGACAUCCUAUAAAAGCAAUGAAGAUCUUUUCAGCUGCCAUAGCUCUGGGGACCUAAGUGUGAGCAGUGGUUCAGUUGGUGAGCUGAGUAAAAGGACAUUGGAUCUCCUGAAUCGUUUGGAGAAUAUCCAGAGCCCCUCGGAGCAAAAGAUGAAGCGAAGCGUCUCUGACAUCACUCUCCAGAGCAGUUCCCACAAGAUGUCCUUCACUGGCCAGACGUCCCUGGACAUGGCCUCUUCCAUCAACGAAGACUCGGCGGCGUCUCUCACAGAGCUGAGCAGCAGUGAUGAGCUCUCUCUUUGCUCAGAGGACAUUGUGUUGCACAAGAACAAGAUCCCAGAGUCGAAUGCAUCAUUCAGGAAGCGCCUGAACCGCUCGGUGGCUGAUGAAAGUGAUGUCAAUGUCAGCAUGAUCGUUAACGUCUCUUGCACUUCGGCUUGCACGGACGACGAAGACGACAGCGACCUCCUCUCCAGCUCUACACUCACCUUGACGGAAGAAGAGCUGUGUAUCAAAGAUGAAGAUGACGACUCCAGCAUCGCCACAGAUGAUGAAAUUUAUGAAGACUGCAACUUGAUGUCAGGGCUGGACUACAUAAAGAACGAACUGCAGACCUGGAUUAGACCUAAAUUGUCCUUGGCAAGAGAUAAGAAACGGUGUAAUGUCAGUGAUGAAAUGAAGGGCAGUAAAGACGUGAGCAGCAGUGAGAUGACCAAUCCCUCUGAUACCCUGAACAUUGAGGCCCUCCUGAAUGGCUCCAUAAAACAUCUCUCUGAAAAUAAUGGAAAUGCUAAGAACGCACCCCAUACCUGUGAGUUAGGGACAAAGGGUGAAAAUAAGAAAAACAUUUUCAAAGUUAAUAAAGACCCAUAUGUGGCAGAUAUGGAAAAUGGCAACAUUGAAAGCACUCCAGAAAGGCAAAAGGGCAAACUGAAUGGGAUUGCAAAGGUAUCAGAAAAUCUUGGUUCCAAUGAGGAAAGGAUCUCAGAGAGUGAACCCUGUAAGUGUUCAGCAUUAAUGGAUAGUUCAGGUGGUUCAAGUGUUGCCGGAAAGGACUUUGUUCCCCAAACUGUCAGCCAUCUUUCAAAGAAAUGUCAAGAUCACCACCAUUUUGAAAAUCAAAGCGCUGAUUCCACUCCUACGGAGCAGUCUUGUCCAGGACUAGCUUUAGAAAGCAGAGUUAACAACAGACAAGACUGUGAUGUUCCAAAAUCUUCAUCUAAUGACACAUCAAGUUCGGCUGCAAAAUCUGCUGGCUGCUGCCUUGCACUUGAACAAAACGAUACUGAAGAAAAUGCUUCUAUCAGCGAUGGCACUUCCUGUUGCAACUGUGAGACAGAUGUUUUCCAUCAAAAAGAGGCUGAAGACUGCUCAGUACAUGACUUUGUGAAGGAAAUCAUUGGCAUGGCUUCUACGGCCCUAAAAAGUAAAUCCCAACCUGAAAACGAGGUGGCUGCUCCCACUUCAUUAACUCAGAUCAAGGAGAAGGUGUUGGAGCAUUCUCACCGACCCCUCCAGCUGAGAAAAGGAGACUUUUAUUCCUACUUGUCUCUCUCAUCUCAUGACAGCGAUUGUGGGGAGGUCACCAACUACGUAGACGAGAAAAGCAACACUCCAUUGCCGCUGGACACUACAGACUCCGGCUUAGAUGAAAAGGAAGACAUUGAAUGUUUCUUUGAGGCCUGUGUUGAGGAUGACCAUGAUCGAGAGGAGCCCUGUUUCUCAAGUGCUCCUCCCAGUGAAUCCCCAGUUCCUGAGAAAGCUGCAGGGCCCCUACAAGCUCCAGCAAGCUCUUCUAAGACCAGGGAUCCUUGUCUCUUAGCUGAUGGUGCAGACACGUUGGCUCUUUCAAGGUCUCCCCCUCAGAAAGAAAUGAGUGUCAGAAAGGAAGUGGAUGGUUUACCCCAAACUUCCAAAAGCGACACAGAAAGCUCAGAGCUGACUUCUUCAGGACGAGGUGAUGCAAAGGAGAGUGCAGGAAAAGCAAGUGCAUCUGGAACGCUAGAAGAACGUGAUGCCACGGCAGCCAGAUCUGAAGUUGGAGACCUCUCCUUGCAAGAACACCAGACAAAAGACAAGGCUGCUUUGCCUCCCAGCCCCAAAGCUUUAACCUGUAAAGAAAAGCUUAUCAACCUUCAUGAAGAACGACACAGAAAUAUGCAUAGAUAGAAUGUGUGCCCCCAGCAUGAAAAUCAUCUCACGAAAGAUAAGCCUGGCUGCAUCUCAGGGGUGGCCCCAUCCUCCUGCCCUGGGCUGGUCUCCGGUUGCAUCCCGUUGUCACUGCCGUACGUUACAUGGACUUCCCGAGAUGAAGCUUCCUCCUGAUGCUGUCUGUCCACUGAGCCUUGGGACCCGGAUGCGCGCGCCGGUUCUCCUAGGUGACCGUCUUUGAAGCUGAGCAGAGCUGCUCAUUCCUCCCGUGGAGCCCCCGUCCCAAGCUACCUCUGCCACCCACCCCCUCCUGCCAGCCACUUCUGUUUGUCUCCUCUCCCUACCCCAUCUGCUCUUUAAACUUCUGCAGUUCACCGAAUUGAUGGUCCAUGCAAUUCACUUGUCUGGAAUGCCCCCACCCCACCCCCCGGUUCUUAACCAAGUUCAUGUUUCAGUAUGGAUAUGGUUCUGGUGUGACGCCUGUGUGUAUUGAAAGAGGUUUACCUCGAAAGCCAGCAUUUGAUUUGAUUGCAGCAUAGAGAAGAAGUACUGGUUCCUCUCAAAUUAAACAACUUUUAAAAGCGCCAUUUUAUUUAUUUUAUUUUAAAAAUAAUCUAUGCAGCACUUCAAGAAAUAGCUAUAUGGUGUUGUAUAUUAUAAACUGGUGAUAUUCUAUUAAAUUAUAUAUGUUUUGUUUUUUAUGCUUCUUGAGGUGGUAAUGAGAAAAAAAAGUUUUUUAAAAAAGUGUGCCUUGCUGUAUUUCUUAUACCAUUUAUUUAAAAAGCUGCUUUCAUGGUAAAAUUCUGUUGGUUUGAAAGGAGGAAAUAGCAAGGUUAAGAUGUGUGAAUAAUUUCUGUAUAUAUGAAUAACCAACUCCGAACAUUGAUGUAUAAUGACAGUAUAAAACGCUUUCAUGUUUGUGAUGUCUAGUGAUGUGGAAAAUAUAAGCCUUAAAUCUAUUAGAUUGCAUGGUAAUUAAAAUUGGCAUAAUAAACAUAGUUUAUUGGGGGAAAAGGAAAAUUAGUGAUCUCUUCUACCUGUGUUCUUUACCAGACUGUUGCAUCCGGUUCUGAAAAAAAUGUAACCUGUAACAGCUUCCAAAAUAUCCAUAUUGCGUAAAAGGCUUAACAUUACUUAAACUGGAGACUAGACCUGAAGCCUUUACAAUUUUCUCAAUCUUCUGGUCACUGUUAAGACCUUGGAACAGCAAAUGAUGAAACAUCAGUUCACUUCAACCAAUAAAAAUUUAUAUUAGAUUUUCAAUUUCUACUCAUCAGGCAUAAUGUUGGCUUUCAGGUUAAUUUGUAUGUCUUAAUUUAUUUAACAUUUUUCAGAUGGGUUUGAUAGAAGGUUGGAAGAAAAGUAUUGAAAAUUGACUGUUAUUUUGAUUUAGUCUAUAGGCUUUAUACUUAUUUAUUUUGUAGCAAAGAAAUUAGCAGAGAAAUAUUCCAUUUGGCCUUUACUGUCUCUUAAAUGCAAUUUUAAAUUUCUAUCCUAACGCUUACUAAAGUGCCUGGCACACAGUAGGUAUUCAAUAGAACCAUACUGAAUGCAGCUAUUGAAUUAGAUGACACAGAUGACAUCCAUCUCUCGACUUUAAAAGCCCUACCGGCAAACGUGGGCAUAAUGCAGUAUAAAGUUCCACAGCGUGUAUCAAAAUUCAAAAAGUAGAGAGAAUGUCGUGGAAUCCUGUAGGCACAGAAAUGACAAUCAUUCAUUCAACAGGUAGUUUGUAAACACCUUUUAUCUGCCAGCUGUGAUUCUAGAUUCAGGGAUGCAGCGAUGUACAGACAGAGGCCCUGUUCACCAAGGCUUGCCUACAUGAGGCCUGAGUGAACGCACAAGCGACACGUGGUAGUUGUCUUGGAGGUGAGGAAGAGUGGAAAUGUAGCGAGAAAGGCACCGAGAGAGCAGCAGUGAGGCACAAGGAGGAAGAUGAAGGGUUAGGAGAGACUUAGACAAUAGAAUAUUAGCGGAGCUCUACUGCAGAGGUAGUAGGAGAGAAGGAAAAUUGAGAGAGCUGAUGGAGAAUCUUUUCAAGUUAGGCUGGAGCUUUGGUCUGUAUUAUGCUAAGUAGUAAGGGAACGGGGUGGAGUCUUUGUUUUGCACUUGAUUUUAAUGUUAGAAGUUUCUUAGUACCACACCAGGAGCAUUUAAACCAAGCGUAUCUAUAAUCCUACCACUUUAAAGGAUAUUGGUGCCAUUAUGCCCCUUCUAAUCUUUUCUAUCCAUGUUCCUAAAUGGAUGAAUCAUUGUAGGCUUUUGAAUAGGUAGUAAUUUGUUCCAAAGGGAUUUUAGGUGGGCAUCUAGUUGCAGUGUUCAAGAGGAUGAUGGGGUGGGGGGGAAGAGAUUAGAGAAAAUUGUCUAGUUAGGAGGCAGCUGUAGAAAAAAGCUAGGUUUGAGAUGCUAACAGAGUACACAGGGGCAGUGGCUUGGGAGGUAGGGAAAGGUCCAAUCCUGGUCUUCGAAGAACCUGAGAGUGUUCUGGCCUUCUGCUGGAAGGUGAUCUUACUCUGCACACUCAGACACUCUCUGUUGUCCCUGGGGAGCAACUUGCGUGAAGUCUACCUCUGUCAGCAACACCUCCACAGGAAACACUGCCCACGAUGUUCUAUUUCCCUGUUAUGUGCCCAUGAAAGACCUUGCGGCACUGGAAGCGUUUACUCAUUAUCUGCUUAAUACCAACACCAAAUUUGUAGAACCACCUUCAGGUUUAUGGAACCGUGUCUUUUCAGAUUGGAAAGGAUGGAGUAUCCUCAAUCUCUCACCGUGUUUAGAUGUGACCCUUAAAAAAAGUCACGCCAACUCUUGCUCCACACUUGCAGCCACAGUGGUUCGUUCUCUGGGAAGGCCGGCUCUUCCACUGUGGGGCACGUCUCUUUGUCAGGAAGUUCUUUCUUAGGUUGCUAAAGUCUGCAUAGUGCCUGGACCCCGUCUAUAGUUUGGCUCGCUGGUCUUCGCUCUCUUCUGGAGCAGCUCAGACUAUUUCUCCUUCCUCUUUCCCAUGGCAGCCCCGAGGAGGGUCGAGGCCAGCGAGUCAUCUCACCGUCAGCUGCCCUUCAUGGUUUUCACAUUUCAACCGACUGAAUGUUAACAGGCAGAACCCUUGAAACUGGGGAGCUGUCUUCAUCAUCAUACAUGUAGAGAAGUGCUAAGCUUUCUCUGAGAAUAUAUUCAAGAUAUAUGUUUAUUCUAUUACUGUAAAUUUCAAUAAAGAAAUAAAGAAUCCGCGACUUCGUUCAGUGGCCCAUUCCAGUGCCAGAGUCAUCUUGAAUUUUUUCUUACGUUGAAUCCAAACCUCACGUGUAUCCCCGUAACGCAGGAUCCGUCAUCCAUGAAUAUACUCAUUUGUUCAUUCAGUCAUUCAACAAACAUUCAUUGAGUUGCUACUGGUGUGAGCCGCUGUGUUUGGCAGUAGAUAGACAAAGAUGACUAAAACAUGGUCUUUGCCUCCAAAGAAUUUAGUUUUUCUUCUGAGUGCCUUUCAUAUCCUUGAAUAGAAUUAUUAUGACUUUUAUCCAGAUUAAAUGAUGACCCCAUUUACUUUGGCUCUUCUCCAGUUUCUCUGUUUUCAAAAACCCACUGAGUAAACUAGUAUGCAGAAUGGUCUGAGGGUGACUAUCAGAACUGACUUGGUUUUAAUUCCGGGGGAGAAGUAUGUUUCAGAUUUUUGAUCAGCUGAAAAAAAAAAUGCUUCUUAUACAACAAUAGAACAAUCUAAAUUUAUAACUUCUGAUUUUCUGAGUUUGAUGAUUUAAUUGUAUCAUUCAUCCUGCUUCAGUUUUACCUGUUGUAUAACUCAUGGAACAAACUAGAUGAAAAAUUAAAGCAGUGAAAUGAUCUAGCAAUUUCUGAUAAGUCAAAUUGUUUUCAUUUACAAAUGAAGUUGGAAUUAUUUUAGAAUUUUAAAGUGAUUUUUCAAGUACCAAAUAAUUGUUAUAUUUCAAAUGUAACUUGACCCAUCUAAAUUUAGUUAUCUUUUUCCCCAAUUUUAUUUUGAUUAAGUUCAGAUCUAUAUAAGUUUAAAGAGUAGUACAAUAACAUUUGCAUACUCAUCAUUUAUUCAUUUUAAUUGCUUAUUAAUUUUGCCACCUUUAAUUGACCCCCCUACACAUACUUUUUUACAUGGUUGAGCCAUUUGAAAUGAUUCAGUACAAUAUUUCAUUUAAAAACACUUCAGCGUAUAUCACCUGACAAGAGCAUUUUUCUACAAGUCUGCAAUACCAACCUCACACUCCAGAAAUGUCACAUUGAGAAAACAAUGUUGUCUGACGAUGAGCCACGUUCAGAUUUCUCCAAACAGCCCUGAAGUAUCCUCUCGCAGUUUUCAUUUUAAUCUAGAACCCAAACAGAGAUCCUACCUCUCUCAUUGUUUCCAUGUCCUUUUCAUGUUGAACAUUUUCCCUGGGCUUUUUUUUCUCUCUAUUCCUGUGGUCUUUCUUGACGCUGACAUUUUGGAAGAAUCCAGGCUGUUUUUAAAGAAUGUUCCAUGAUGCGAUGCGGAUGGGCCCAGUUGCUUUCUCAUUAUUAAACUCAGGGUAGACUCGUGCCAGCUGUAGUAUGCAAGGGACGUUGUGCUCCACAGCCGCUCUGUAAUGAAGUGUGCAUGACUUAGGAACCUCCUGAUAUUUCUUGAAGUUCAUGGCUUAUUUGUACAGCUCGUGCUCCAUUAGUCUGAGGCAGGGCUCAGCACGCUAUGACCCCUGGGUCAAAUCCAGCCCACUGCCUAUUUUGGUUAGACCAAUGAACUAAAAAUCAUUUUUCAUGUUUAAGUAUUUGGAAUACUUCAAAAGAAUAUUUCAUGACGUGGGAAAAAUUACGUGAAGUUUAAAUUUUGGUGUUCAUGAAUAAAGUUUUAUUUGAACACA